AUGCCAUCGCCCGUGGACACCCACCUUGCCGCAGCUGCUGCCGGGCUGGUCGCCGGCCUCGCUUUGUAUCGCUUGGCACGCGGGUCGCCGCCUCCGCCUGUCCAUCAAGUGAGCGCCUAUGAGGUGUUGCGAGCGAGCGUGGACGCAGAGGACGACCGCGUCGCAGAGGGGCACGCCUAUGAUGAAACACUCGCUGUUCAGGGCCAGGCUGCCGAGCCCAUGGCUGAUUACGACAAGCGGACCGCGUCAGGGUCGCACUACGUAACGCGGAUCGUGCUGACUGGCGGUCCAUGCGGGGGGAAGCACUCCAGCUUAAAGCAUUUUACGGGCGCUCUCACGGCUGCGGGGUUUGAUGUCUUGACGGUGCCAGAGGUCCCGACGAUAAUGCUCAACGGAGGCUGCCAGUUUCCUGGCCAGCAGGGCGGGCAGAAGCUGGUCGCCUUCGAGACUGCGCUGGUGCAGGCGCAACGGCAGCUGGAGCGCUCCUUCGUCAAGGUGGCAGCGUCGACGGGCAAUGCCCUUUGCCGAGCGCGGAGGCCUUCCGUCGUCGUCUUCGACCGCGGCAUCCUCGACGUUGCUGCAUACGUGCCCCGCGUCAUUUGGCGAAAGGUCCUCUUUGAGAAUGGUCUUAGCGAGGAGCAGCUCUGCCACCGCUACGACCUAGUACUCCACCUCGUCACCGCGGCAGACGGUGCCGAGUCCCACUACAAGACGGAUGGGAGGCACCACUCGGCGAAGGAGGCCAAGGCGCUCGAUGCUGCCAUCAAAGAGGCGUACGCUCUCCACCCCAACUUUCAGGUUGUCGACAACUCGACCGACUUUGCAGGCGAGCUGCCCCAAGAAUCUGACAUCUGA
Molecule: messenger RNA, 855 nt
Organism: Emiliania huxleyi CCMP1516
Lineage: Eukaryota; Haptophyta; Isochrysidales; Noelaerhabdaceae
Exons: 4
Coding region: 1-855 (284 amino acids)
Molecular function (GO): phosphatidylinositol binding; phosphatidic acid binding; GTP binding
Source: RefSeq, a predicted model, not a curated record